AUGGAUUUCAUCAAGACCAGUUCCCUGCGUGCUCUGAUUGAGUUAACUUUCCAACGCAACUGGAACGGCCUAAUUUGGAUGAGUAGAAAAGGAGUUACAACCAAAAGAGUGAAGACUGGUCCAGACGGCUGGCCGAGAAAAGAUGUUUCCGCUCGGCCAAAACCAUCCGUCCGUCUGAAGUCUCGGCCAAAGUUCAAACCAUCCGGCCGACGCACGACCCGGGAAACAUGUCCCGCGGUCGGCCAAGCCACGACCACUCCACGCCAUGCCGCGCGAGCCGGGAAACAAGCCUCGCGGCCGCGCAACCUAUCUCACGUACCACGGCCGAUGCUCCGUCCGAGCCGGGAAGACGUCCCGCGUCCGGCCGAGAAACAUCGGCCAAACCUUCACCGCCGACCACACGGCCGACCACGAAUCCGUCCGGCCACGACCGUUCCGACUCGACCACGGCCACGACCCGUCCGGCCGAUCGUCCCGACCGACCGUCCCAACGCCGCGGUCGACCCGAAGCCCGUUUUGAAGCCCGAUUUCAUAUUUUCAAGGCCCGGCUUAACCCUAAGCCGCCUCUAA
This is a messenger RNA of Microthlaspi erraticum, 570 nucleotides long. The record is from the annotation of a GenBank genome assembly. NCBI's taxonomy places the organism in Eukaryota, Viridiplantae, Streptophyta, Magnoliopsida, Brassicales, Brassicaceae.